Thermothielavioides terrestris NRRL 8126 is the source of this 1111-nucleotide messenger RNA. RefSeq lists its product as uncharacterized. NCBI's taxonomy places the organism in Eukaryota, Fungi, Ascomycota, Sordariomycetes, Sordariales, Chaetomiaceae. Gene Ontology annotation, biological process: N-acetylglucosamine metabolic process. The record is from RefSeq and is a predicted model, not a curated record. The transcript has 2 exons. The coding region runs from base 278 to 943 and encodes 221 amino acids. Gene Ontology annotation, cellular component: cytoplasm.
CCAGUGCCAUCACUCGGAUGAACUGGGUCGGUGAGCCUGCUCCCAGCGGCUCGGCUUCCGCGCCCAUCGGCAGCUAUUCCUACGCUGAGCUUCGCAUUGCAUUGCUGAAGCCAACGCAUGUCUUGACUCGGAACUGUGCCUGCACCUGCAAACGGACACCCGAGCCCUCGAAAUUCUCCUGUACAGUCGCGGUCUCCACCAAGAACUUGGGAUCCCGUGCAGGAGCGACGCCUUCACCGUGAAUCGUUAUCUUCCCGCCGCGCACCCCAGGAAAUACAUGGGCAGCGCCGGUGAAGACCUGCCCUACUGGCAGGUGAACGUUCCGGCACACCUAAGGACGGCCGAAUGCCCCGAGUUUCUCCGCGACCUCACGGAAAAGGACCGCGGCAUUAUUAGCACGCCGGACAGCGAGUACGAGGUCGACUCGUGGGCCGUGGUGCGGCAAAAGGUGGCGCAGAACCGGCUCGAUCUCUUCCAGAGGGUGCCGUCUGAUCUCCGCCGCUAUCUGGCCUUCACCUGGAAGCUCAGGCAGGACUAUGGCAGUGUCAUGAACUUCAUCCUAACCCAAAGGUUGCGGUGGACGCCGCCAAUCACGCCGAGGGGCCGGCCUUUCGAGUUUGACGACGACAUCAAGGUGCUAAGGAAUGACUGGCCGUACGGAAUCGACAAGCGCAUAGUGCACCUGGUCGUUUGGACCAAGUUCGCGCUCGAGGAAGACCCGGCCACCGGGGAUUUGACGGACAGGGCACGGGCCGAGAUCGACGCCUAUGUCCGCAAGGUUUUCUCCAAGAUGCCCUCGGAUCAUGUCAUCUGGUUCAAGAACUGGGCCUCCCUCAAAUCCGUAAAGGCGGUCGAGCACUUCCACGUAAUGCUCUUUGACCCGGACCCCGAGUUUGUCAACGAAAUUACGAAAGGCGACGUUCCGUUGUGCGAGAAAGAGUGAAUCAGAGUGGUGAUGCUCGGGGAAGAGGGGGCGGGCAGCUUGAAGCGACGCUGGACGCUGAAAUAGACCUUGAUUCCCUCAGUGCCAGACUUUAGGCUCUGCUGCCGCCUUCUCCCGUCUGAGAGACUCUGCGGUCGCCCUGACUUCUACGAUAGGACAAUCCGCCAA